CGCCAACACCACCACCACCGCCGCCGCCGUCGCCGCCACCGCCGCCGCAUCCUCCUCCUCCUCCGCCCAUGGUCAAUGCGGGUCCGGUUGAGUAGGCAGUGAGCAAGCAUGUCGGAGGGCAAAGGAAUCAUCUCGCUGCGGCGCAAAAAGACGACGGCCACACGUCCCACCAUCUCGGGGCCCAUCGCACACCAAGCUAAACCUCCGGCGCAAAGGACCAACUCGGCGUGGAGCGCGAAAAGCGAUGCCCCGUCCCGCGAGCGCCCCAAGGGCGACACGAGCGACUUGGUCAAGCGGCGCUACAGCACGCGCUUCACCACCGGACAUCCGCACGAUGGGCCUGCUCCGCCCAUGCCCGCCAUGCCCGCCCUGCCCGAAAUGUCCAACAUGCUCGCCCAGUAUCGACUGGACGCUGCCAGUCGGCCGAGUACAUCGCGCCCCCCGCCGCUCAGUCGAUCAACGACCCAAGGCACCCAUGUCCCGCCGAGUGGGAGAAGCAGUCCCGACAAGGGUGCGGAGUGGGGCCGCGGCAGACUGAAGAUCGAUCUGCGUGCCCUGAAAGAUGCCAACCUGCACGCCGAACAGUACGUGCAGUCCAUCCUGUCUGAGGCCACCGAGCAGGACAUCGAGGCCUACCAGCGGGACUUGCAAGCCGUCAAGGCACAUACCAACGCCGAUCUUCAACACAAUGUCUACCAAAAUCGCACCCAGUUCAUCAAGAUUUCCAAGGAGGCCGACAAGCUGAAGACGGAAAUGCGCACCCUGCGCACCCUCAUGAGCGACUUGACCGCUGCCCUGGGACAUGCAGCCAGCGCGGGUGGUGCCGAUCUGAACAACACCGCCAGCACUCUGAGCAUGGCCGACAGGAAGCGCGCGAAUAGGAGCAGCGUUGCCAACCUGGAGGCCAUGUGGAGCACGCACUUGCAGACCUUGUGGAAGCGAGUGGAGGGCAGUCAGAAGUAUCUGCCCGCCCUUCCCGGCCGACACAUCAUCAUGGAGAGUCAGCGAUGGCUGGAGCUGAAUGCCGCCACCUGGAAACCUCGCAGACGUGUGGCCAUCGUCCUCCUCAACGAUCACUUGUUAGUGGCCUCGGAAAAGAAGCGGCCUGCUGAAGCUACGCCACAAAAGGGCAACCGCCAGAGUAUGUACUUUGGGUCUCAAGCCCAGGCCAGUGGUGGCGGAGUAACGACGCUCGUGGCAGACCGCUGCUGGCCUCUCCACGAUGUCAGUCUGGCAGAUAUCUCGACGCGCUCAUCCACCUCCAUCGGUCAUUCCAAUAGCAAAGAGAACAGAGCCAUAGCGAACGCCAUCAAUGUCCGUGCCGGGAAUGCAAGCUUCACAUACGCCACAUCUGACAACACUGACAAGCUUGGCCUGAUUGUAGCGUUCCGCAAGGCACAGGAAGACCAACGGAAACUCCUCGCGGCAGAACAUAGCAAGCGCGAAAAAAACUUGGAUGCUGUAUCAUACAUGUCCGGACGAGAGAAUCGCUCCCUGAGGAAAGCCGCUGCAGAUGCUGCCCUUCAGGACUCGAAAAACGCGGCUUCUGAUCACAACUCGUCUUUUGGUGGCUUAUCACGCAGAGGCUCUGUUCUGGUGGACUCUGAUGGACGGCCUCAAUCCAUUCGCUGGGUGGAAUCGCAAAUUGACGGACUCGAUAUCGACAUUGCAUUACAACACUUCGAAGAUGCGGUUACGAGGGUGGAGACAUUGAGGAAUAUGGCAAGAGGAAUCAAAGGAAACCAGACGGCGCAAGAGAUUAUCCAAGCAAAAGUUAAUCAACGUGCUUCGAAACUUGCCAGCGUCAUCGCGAGACAGCUGGGGUAUGAAAGUGGCGGACAAGAGUCCACACAACGUGCUGUGUCGUGGUUACUUCGCCUCGGCUUCGAAGAGUUGGCUCGAACAACAUAUCUAGAUUCUCGCACCAAGACGAUACGUACCCGGACACGAUCGCUGCCCUUCACGGGAGUGUUGGAGCCCUUUGUCAAAGCCCUGGCCUUCACCACAUUCAUGUUAUUACUACACUCUUUCCGGACGUUUGAGGUCUCGUUCCCGGCCGCGAGUGGGAGUGCCGUUGUGAAGUGGGCCAAGGAGAGGGUUGAUGAGUUUAGUGCUGCAUUGCAGAGGCACAUGAGCAGUGCGGAGAAGGGUGGAGAAGUGUGGAGAAACUGCGUGGAUAUCGUGAGAGAGCAAGCGGAGAUAUUGCAGGAAGUGGGAGUGGAUUUCACCGGAUUGGUGGAGAGGGGAUUCGACGACAAGAGAAGAAAUGUUGAUACUGUGAAUGGGAGUGAAGACAGCCAGGGCGCAUGAGGCGGCUAUCACUGCUCCUCUCAGGACCGUGAAUGUGCGAUGACGGUACGGCUGGGAUAUGGUUCUCAGCCGGAAGGACACAUGAUUCUGUACAGUCUGUAUUGAACAAUGACAGGGAGUCGUCUUCGAGGGAGCCGAUGAUGCUUGCAGCGUUAUAGCGCCAGCGAUUUGUUUGAUUCUUGCGAGGCCAGUUGGGCAUUGUGCGAGAAAAAAGGCCUUGGUAGCAACUCGAGUUGUUUGGAACGUCUCCGCCGCAAAGCUCAAAAAAAAAGAGGAAGAAGAAGAAAGAGGCUCUCGUCAGUGAGGUUGUGCAGCAUGUGUAUUUACAACAACGCUUUUCUUGUCGGCGAGAGCUAUCCCAUUCACAGUGGCGAAACUCACCACCACCUCCAAGAUUAAUUACUACUAGGUGCAACAACAACAAGAACAACAACAACAACAACUGCUACUACUUCUUAUUCUUCAAAAUCUCAUCAAAGUUGAGGACGGCCUUUCCCAACACCAGCGCACUCUCCGCACAAUCCUCCUUGCUCGUCCACUCCUUGGCAUUGUGACUGACACCAUCCUUACCUCGGGCAAAGACCAUGGCCGUCGGACAUUUCAAUCGUGUCAUGGUGGAGUCGUGGGCCGUCUCGGUACAGGCGCCGAUGCCCUUGUCGCCACAGGCACGCUUCACACAAUCGACAGCUUCCGGCCAGAACUGCCCCGGCUCCAAGUGGACCAACAGCUCGGAAGAAAAGCCCAGACCUGCAGCCUGCGCAAUCGCUUUACCACGGGCCGUGAUGUCGGCUCCCAUGGAGCCCAAGACUUUCGCAUCGUAGUUCAUGAGGCAGAAGACGAGUUUGGUCCAGGAUUGAAUGUUGCAGCACCCAAUGGGUCCGCUUUGGAUGUUGGUCAUGGUCGUGUAUCCACUUCCGUGAGCCUUGGGAAGACUCUCUAGCUCCACGAUGAGUUUGCUCGCACCCACCAGGCUGUCUUUGCGACGCUCCAUCGGGUAGGUGUUGGCGUGGCCGUCCUCUCCCGUAAAUACCAUUUCGUAGUAAUCGAUGCCUUGCCAGCCUUCGACCCACCCGACUGGCUUGUUGGCCUUUUCGAGCACCGUCUGUUGUUCGCAAUGAAUCUCAAAGUGACCCGAGAUGGGGAACUCUUCAAAGGUGUUGGGUCCGUCGCCGACAUAUCCAAUGGCUUGGAGCGCUGCACCUAGCGUCUCGCCGCUCCCAUCGUUGGCUUUGCUGGCAUAGGCUGCCUCCAGCGUGCUCUGGCCUGCAUAUACCACUGAAGAGCCCAAGAACGGGAAAAACUUUGCUCCUUCCUCGUUGGUCCAGUUGAUCAAGGCAAUGGGGGCGUGUGUCUUGAUGCCUUGUUCCUGCAUGGAUCGGAGGACUUCGAUACCACCAAUAACGCCCAGCGGCCCGUCAAAGCGACCGCCCGUGGCAACCGAGUCCAGAUGAGAGCCCAUAGCAAUGGGAGGGAGAGAGUUAUUUUCGCCUUCGAAGGUGGCGAAUUGCGAACCUGUCCCAUUCACCGCAUACGUCUUGGCACCGAGAGCCUUGACUGUAUCUUUGAACCAGUCUCGAGCAUACUUGUCGUAGAUGGUGCCGGACAGUCGAGACAGUCCUCCCGCUUCGGUGGUUGCAUUGGGUUCACUCCAUUUGGCAGUCAUGUGAAUAUCAUCCCACAAACGAUCGGCAUUGAUCUUGAGUUUCUUCGCAGCGGGUGCAUUGAGAUCCGCAUAAGUCCUUCUCGCAUGCACCAGCCGUGGUGCAAGCCUCAGUCUCGUGGCUUGUCUGCAGAACAACAUGUUGAAGGUGGUGGUUCGGGAUGUAUAAUAAGGAUGAUGAUGGAUGUGAUAAAAACGACGACGGUCGC
Molecule: messenger RNA, 4179 nt
Organism: Sphaerulina musiva SO2202
Lineage: Eukaryota; Fungi; Ascomycota; Dothideomycetes; Mycosphaerellales; Mycosphaerellaceae
Exons: 3
Coding region: 109-2310 (733 amino acids)
Biological process (GO): Golgi to plasma membrane transport; intracellular protein localization; exocytosis
Cellular component (GO): exocyst
Source: RefSeq, a predicted model, not a curated record